AAACACCCGUCACUUCUCAAGUGGGCUAAAGUGUCUCUAACUACCGAACUCCAGCAGAUCAGUUGGUCAGUGUCGGGGUCCUCCACCAGGAUCCAGAGCUUGGUGAGGAACGCAGGCACCGUGUUAGCUCCGCUCAGGACGGCGAGCCCGGGUCCCAGGGCCGCGGCCACGGAUCCCGCUUCAACUUCCUCCAUCGAGACGAACAACGCGUACAAGACUGGCUCACUUCUGCUCGGGACAGUUUGGGGUGUACUCUGAUCCGGAUCAACAACAAGUAACUGCGCAAAGAGGUGACGGAAACUACGUCAUGCCAGAACGUCGCUAGAACGUUUGGUCACGGCGCAGAACUGACGUCACUGCCGCGGCGCACACGUGCUGAAACCAUGGCGGACGUGAAGUGCAGCGAGUCUCCCAACGAGAAAGUUUUGGGAGAGAGGAAGAGGAAAGCGAAUAAAAACGAGACGGAGAACACGCUUCUGGAGCGGAACCUGACCUUGAGCAGCGAUGAUGACGACGACGACGAGGAAAGUGUUUACUCUGGACUUGAGGACUCUGGGAGUGACAGUCUUACUGACGAAGACGGCGACAAAGAUGAGGAUGAUAAAGAGUCAGAUGAGGAAGGCGCAGAGCCGCCGCUCCCUGAUGAGUACCAGCAGGACUCCUCCGAUGAGGAGGACAUAAGGAACACAGUUGGGAACAUUCCCAUGGAGUGGUACAAAGACUUCCCCCACAUCGGCUAUGACUUGGACGGCAAACGGAUCCUCAAGCCGAUUCGUAAUAAGGAUGAGCUGGACGAGUUCCUGGAUAAGAUGGAGAACCCGGACUACUGGAAAACCGUCCACGACAAGACAACAGAAAGCGACAUCGUGCUGUCAGAUGAGCAGGUGGAGCUGGUGAAGCGGCUGCAGAGGGGGCAGUUUGGAGACGUCAACUUUAAUGAAUAUCAGCCCACCAUCGAGUUCUUCAGUGGAGAUGUGAUGAUCCACCCUGUCACCAACAGACCGGAAGACAAGCGCAGCUUCAUCCCUUCGCUCAUAGAAAAAGAAAAGGUCUCCAAGCUGGUUCAUGCCAUCAAGAUGGGAUGGAUCAAACCUCGGCGAGAGGAUUCAGACAGCAAAGACCGUUACUAUGAUCUGUGGGCGAACGAGGACUCUUCGAUUUUGGCCAAUCACCGCAUGCACCUGCCUGCGCCGAGAAUGCCUCUGCCAGGUCACAAUGAGUCCUACAACCCUCCACCUGAGUACCUGCUGACCGACGAGGAGCGUCUCCUGUGGGAGCAGCAAGACCCGGAGGACAGGAAGUUCCCCUUCCUGCCGAAGAGGUUCUCCAGCCUCCGCCACGUCCCGGCGUAUCCACGGUUCAUACAUGAGCGUUUCGAGCGCUGCCUCGACCUUUACCUGGCGCCCAGACAAAGGAAGAUGAGGGUCAAUGUGGACCCCGAAGACCUGAUCCCCAAACUGCCCCGACCCAGAGACCUCCAGCCAUUUCCCACCACACAGUCACUGGUGUACAAGGGUCACACUGGAAUGGUUCGCUCCAUCAGUGUGUCCCCAUCCGGCCAGUGGCUUGCUUCAGGAAGUGAUGACGGGACCGUGCGGCUCUGGGAGGUGUCCACCGCCCGCUGCAUGUGUGUGGUUAAAGUUGGUGGGACUGUCAAGUGUGUGGCCUGGAACCCGAACCCGUCUCUGUCAUUACUUGGUGUCGCAGUGAAUUCCGAAGUCUUGAUUUUGUUUCCCACUCUUGCUGACCGCCAAGUUCGCACGGCCACCGAGCAUGUUCUGACAGCUCCUGAAGACGCCGAGCCGUCGGAGGAGGCCCAGCCUGUGACCUGGACGGUGGCUGAGGGCGACGACCUCAUGCAGAACAUCCGCCUAAGGCUUGCACAUCCUAAAGCUGUGUCCAGGGUGACGUGGCAUCCGAAAGGAGACUAUUUUGCGACGGUGGUUCCGGACAGUUGCAGCCACCAGCAGGUCUUCCUGCACCAGCUCAGCCGCCAACGUACUCAGAACCCGUUCAGACGGAACCACGGCCUGGUCCAGUGCGUGGCCUUUCACCCAUUACGGCCCCACCUGCUGGUGGCCACGCAGCGCUGCAUCCGCAUCUACAACCUCCUCAAGCAAGAGUGCACCAAGAAGCUGCAGGCCAACGCCAAGUGGGUGUCCAGCCUGGCGGUCCACCCCACAGGUGAUCAUGUGAUCUGUGGGAGCUACGACUGCCGUCUCAGCUGGUUCGAUCUGGACUUGUCUACAACACCGUAUCGAAUGCUGAGGCACCACAAGAAGGCGGUGAGGGGCGUGGCCUACCACCGGCAAUACCCGCUUUUUGCUUCUGGAAGUGAUGACGGAACCGUCAUUGUCUGUCAUGGCACCGUUUACAACGACCUGCUCCAGAAUCCUCUCAUUGUUCCUGUCAAAGUCCUGCGAGGUCAUGUGACCACAGAGCAACUGGGCGUCAUGGACGUGACCUUUCAUCCCACGCAGCCGUGGCUCUUCUCGUCCGGCGCAGAUGCCACCAUUCGUCUCUACACCUAGCCGCAUAUCCUUGUUCACUGUCAAUAAAAUGUUUCUUUUAACGUGUUUAAGCGUCAACUUCUCGCAGGAAAGAUGCCGCUUGCGUGACUUGGAAUCUUUGAUGUUUGCAGAUGAACUUUUUUUGGUCAACUCAGCGUUUUAUAAAUUCUGUAGAUCAGGAAAGGAUGAAGUUGAAGUUUAUGAUGAGUGUUCAUGAGUUCAUGAGUGCAAAGUUCCAUCUUGUCAUACUGUUUUCUGUCGGUCAUCAGGCAAUCUAUAAUGUGUUUUUAAAUAAAUAUUGCAAUGG
Molecule: messenger RNA, 2817 nt
Organism: Synchiropus splendidus (mandarinfish)
Lineage: Eukaryota; Metazoa; Chordata; Actinopteri; Syngnathiformes; Callionymidae
Gene: bop1
Product: BOP1 ribosomal biogenesis factor
Exons: 15
Coding region: 384-2531 (715 amino acids)
Biological process (GO): ribosome biogenesis; maturation of LSU-rRNA from tricistronic rRNA transcript (SSU-rRNA, 5.8S rRNA, LSU-rRNA)
Cellular component (GO): preribosome, large subunit precursor; PeBoW complex
Molecular function (GO): protein binding; ribonucleoprotein complex binding
Source: RefSeq, a predicted model, not a curated record